Molecule: messenger RNA, 2508 nt
Organism: Leptopilina boulardi
Lineage: Eukaryota; Metazoa; Arthropoda; Insecta; Hymenoptera; Figitidae
Product: FK506-binding protein 15
Exons: 12
Coding region: 149-2434 (761 amino acids)
Source: RefSeq, a predicted model, not a curated record
AACUGUUAUGCAGAAUGUCUGAAGUGUUAGGUUACCUGUCAAACAAGAUAUAAACAUAUAAAAUUCUUUACUUUUUUUUUGUCUCUCAUUUCAUUUUGCAACUAAAUAAUUGUAAAUUUUUAUCAAAUAUAUUUUUAUUUCUAUAAAUAUGAGUAGUAAAAAUCAAUUACCGGAUCUUGACAAAAUAUUUCGUGAAGAAGACGAUGAUGGAUUUUUACCAUCCGGAGGUUCCAGAUUAGCUUCAAUAUUUGGUAUGAAUACAAAUAAACCACCAAACAAUAUAAAUACUCCUCCUCAAAUUUUACCAACAACAAAACAAAUUACAAAUGUUGCAUCAACUCAAGAAUCAAAAACCGAAGUUGUUAUUGCAAAAGCUGUAAACGCUUAUAAAUUACAAAAUGGACAAUAUACAUCAAUAGGAAAAUUGGGCCUCGCUUUAGUGGGAAAUGUUUCAACAAAAUCUUAUCAAUUAAUUCUCUAUCGAAGUAAACAAGAACAUAUAUCAAUAGUUUCAAUAACUCACGAUUUUUCCUAUAUUGUUCAAGCAAAUAAUUAUUCAACAUAUUAUGAUAAUCGACAAGAAAAUUGGUCAAUACAUUUUGAAACUAGCAAUGAAUGUAUUUCAUUUGCAAGAGAAAUUUGCUUAUCACGAUAUCUUUCACGUCGAGGAGAAAAAAUAAAUAAUAAUUCAUUAAUUUAUCAAGAUUUAAAUGCGCCUAUUGAAAAAACAAUUACAGCAAAAGAGGGUGAUCAAAUUUCCGUAAAAUAUAUUAUUACCACAGAAAUAAUUCAACCAUUGAAAAAUAAUUCAACUGCGGAAUUAUCAAUGACAGUGGAAAUUUCUACCGAUGAUAAUUGGGAAAGAAUAUUAUUGGGAACAAUGAAAAAUUUAAGACGAUUAUUAAUUUUACCGCCUAGUAAACAGAUUAGUCUAGGUCCUGGUUUUCCUAAGGAAAGAGAUAUUGUUCUUGAAAUUGAAAUAAUAAAUAUACAGAGGGAAGAGGAAAUGAAAAUUCCCGAUACAAAAUCACCAAUUUCAUCAAGUAAAGCUGCAAUUAUAUCAAGAAUGGCAAAAAUGGGACAAUCAAUUCUUCCAAAAACGUCAAUUUCAACGACUACCGAUUCCGAUGACACUGAGGAUGAAAUAAAAAAAGAUCGAACAGUACGACACAAAAAGGGAGAAUUGCCAGAGUCGAGUCCAUCUAAAAAACAAUUUCAAUCUUCUCAAGAAUUUCCAGAAACAAGUGGUAAUUUUCAUAAAGUUACAAGAACAAAACCACCAUCGGCUUCUAAUACACAACAAUCAUUAAUUCCCGUUGUUUAUACUCCACAAUGGUCUCCAACUCAAAUUCAGCCACAAUAUAUGACAGUUGAUGGUCAAACAUUUCCCAUGGCUCAACAAUUUGUUACACAAACAAUACCCGCAACUUUGGAUCCAAAUUUAAAUCUAUUUUUGACUGAGACAAGAACACAAAAUGCCGAAAUUCGAAUGGGAAUGUCAAAAAUAUCCGACAAUAUUCAACGAUUGUUAGAUAAAUUUCAUGUCUUGGAACUUCAAAAUGCUUCGUCGCCAAACAACGAUAGAACAAUGGAAAAUACAUUAAAAAUGAUUCUUUCAAUGAAUCAGAUGGAAGUGAAAAAUAUUUCAAAUUUAUCAACUAAACAAAGUUGUAAUGUUGAAGAAAAAAAUGAUAGUUUAAUAACUCAACUGCAAGAAACGAUUUUAGCCAAAGAAGAAGAAUUAACGACAAUAAAAGAAUUAAUAAAUAAUGCUAAUCAUGAAGUAAUGAAAUUGAAAGAAGAGAAAAGAAAUGUAGAUGAAGUGAAUCAUGAAUUAAGAGAGAAGAUAACAAAUUUAGAAACGAAACUCGAAAAAAAAGAACUUGAAUACGAAAAUUUACAUUCAAUUCAUGAAACAAUUAAAGAAAAUUUUAAUGAUUAUCAAAAGAAAAAUUCUACUCUUGAGAGGGAAAUUUUACAACUUCAAUCUAAUUGUAAAUCAUUAGAAAUUGCUGCAAGCACAAAGCAAACAAACUCCUCUUCUAAAAGUGAUAAAAAUAAAGAAGUUAAAUUAAUAAUGAAUAAUACGUAUCAUACAUUAUUAUCGAAAUUUACCGAAGACAAUUAUUCAACUAACUUUAUUAAGGAAACAAUUGCUUCUACGUUAAGGGAUAUUACUUUAAAAGUACUAAAUGAUAAAAUUGAAGAAGAAUCGAGUAGUAAAAGGGAAAUUAAUAAAAAAGAAAACGAAACAGAAAGAUUAUCUUUGAGGGAAGAUAAUAAUGAACAAGUGAAGGAUAAUCAAUCUAAUUUAAAAUUAAAUUCCGAAACGAGUUUCAAUGAUUUCAUUCAGAUUGCUCCAGAAUUUGAUAAUAUACCACCACCGAUUCCACCAAUAGAUUCAAAUAAUGAAACUGAAUGGAGUGACAAUUAAUAUUAAUAAAUUAAAAAAAAUUAUAUGUAUAUUAAGUGAGAAGAAAAGUUUAUAAAAAAAAACUUUACAUGUGA